AUUGAUUAUGGGUCGAUGUAGGCUAUAGAACAGUCAUUUGAUGGUUUUCAGUCACAUACUUAAGCAGCAUAAGAUUCCUCUGCCAUAAAUUGAGCAGAGCAGGAUGAACAUGUCUACAAUUUGUCCAGUACACUCGAGUCUACCUCCAGUGACAUGAGCGCUCGACCACGAAGCCGCUGGAGUGCGCGCUCUUCUUGCAGAAUAGCUCUGCAGUAAGGAUUUUGGAUGUAUAAGCCUUCUUAUUGAAUAUAUAUUUAAAGAAAAAGUGAAUCUGCAGGAAGCAAUCAUAAACUGAUCAAUGAAUACGGUUUCAGAACUACUAUGAACCGAACCUUUUGGGAAAAGCAGAGCGCGCGGAUGCAGGCGGCACUAGGUUGGCACAAAUUAUUUAUAUCCACACUGACUGAUAUACAUUAUUGUAUAUUUUGGAAGCCAUAGAAAUACAUUUAUUAAUGUCUACAUUCGUUUUUGCCACGUAUUAUAUUACAAACACCUCAAUGCAUACUUUCUAUUGUAUUAUUAAACAUAAAACUUUUUUUUUUAUCUUCCAAGUAUAAUUUAAAGAAAUGACUAAUGUUACUGUCCCCACCACAACAAAAUACUUAAAUAUAUGUAAUUUUGUUCUUAACGUUUAAUUUAAUACUAUAUUAUUAUAAUGUUAAUUUAAUAGUGUAGAAUUCCAUUCAUUCCUAUGGAGGACUGCUCCUACUUUCAAGCUAAGUUGCUUCGCAAUAUUAGGUAUUAUUAGGUAUAAGUAGCUGUAGUCGGUUAUACUCACUCUGCAGUAAAAGUAGUCAGAAGCAUGCACCUGCUAUGCACGCAUAUUGUUGUUGAACGUGCGCCAGUCGUUAUAGCACUCGAAGAGUGUUGUGCAGUCAAUAGUGGCUAAAUGCAAAGCCUACUGUAUAUAGGUUGGUCCAUGCAAAUAAUGUUGCUAUGGGUUGCUAUGGAGAUAUUGCAGGACUUGGUGAAAAUGCAUUGCUUAAUCCAUUUAAUUGGCAUUUAGAAAUCAAUGUACUUAAAUAAAAUGUGUAAUUUGCAGAUGUCUUUAUCAUCAUGAUAUAAGGCCUGGCCUAUUGCCCUGUAUUGUGUGGUGGUUUUGCUAUCGCCAAGGCUCAGAUGUGAGGGGAGCGCUCACCGUCUGCUACUCGUUUCCAUUGGAACGGACAAAGGCUCCGAGGGCUGGCGGAGGAUGCCGAGCUCAGGCCGGAAGAUGUCUGUUUCUAAUGUUUGGCAGAUUAAAUAGCAUAUCGCCAUGCAGCAUAGGACUGUUGUGACAGACUGAUGAAGGCGAUAGUGGUUUGCGAGAGGACGCAGGCGCCACGCGGCGAUUGAUAAGAGUAUGUGGGGUUCUGGUUUCGCCACGUCCCGACCUUGUGUGGUUGAACUCGGGCGGAAUCACAGCGUGCCCUUGGGGAUAUGUGGUUCCGACGAGCCACACUCUCUUUAUGGCUAUAUCGUCGCAAUCCCUUUACGGGACUACGGUGGGAUCAUGUCGGGAUUGGGGUCGGAUUCCUGGUGGAAGAAGACCAUCUAUAUCACCGGCGGUGCCCUCCUCGCCGCUGCUGCCUAUCUAUUACAUGAGCUGCUCGCCAUCAGGAAGGAGCAGGAGUUGGACUCUAAAGAUGCCAUCAUCCUCCAUCAGUUCUCAAGGCCAAACACGGGGGUCCCCAGCCUCUCACCAUUCUGCCUCAAGAUGGAGACCUACCUACGCAUGGUUGACCUGCCCUACCAGAACUACUUUGAUGGGAAGCUCUCUCCACAGGGCAAGAUGCCUUGGAUUGAGUAUAACCGGCAGCAGGUGUCGGGGCCAGAGUUCAUCAUUGACUUCCUGGAAGAGAAGCUGGGCGUCAACCUCAACAAGAACCUCAGUCCCCAGGAAAGAGCCGUGUCCCGGGCUGUCACCAAGAUGGUGGAGGAGCACCUCUACUGGACAAUAGCCUAUUGCCAGUGGGUAGACAACCUGGAGGAGACCCAGAAGAUGCUGUCAGUCACUGGUCCUCUCGGUGACAUGCUAAAGUGGAUCCUCAGCCACCUGAACAGCAGCAUGGUGCAAAGGGAGAUGUACGGCCAUGGCAUCGGACGCUUCUCCAAGAAGGAAGUCUACAAGCUGAUGGAGAAGGACAUGCGCACGCUGGCCGAACUGCUCGGAGAUAAGAAGUACUUCAUGGGACCUAAAAUGUCGACAGUAGACGCUGCUGUGUUUGGUCACCUGGCCCAGGCCAUGUGGACACUACCUGGCACACAACCUGAAAAGCUCAUCAAAGGCGAGCUCGUCAACUUGGCCAUGUUCUGUGAGCGCAUGCGGAGAAAGUUCUGGCCUGAGUGGUUUGUGAACAUAGAGGACCUGUGCUAUGACGGAGCAGACACUGACAGCAGCGAGGGCUCUCCUACAUGCCUGAUGGACUUUGGCCUGUUCUCCCGGACAGACACCAUGGAGGAGAGUGAAGCCUCUGACAAACACACACACUCACACACUCACUCCCCCAAUACGGACCACUCGCUGUUCGACUCAGACGUGGGCACGGGCUCGGAGAACGAGCCGCAGCUCAAGUGUGACCCUCCUAGUCCUGACCCCCCUAAUUCUGCCCCUUCCAACCCCAGUCCCAAACCUCCCAACCCUUGACCCACCCUCAUCCAGUGAGGUGGGGUGGUUUUGGCUGAGGCGGUCAGACGGCCGGAACGUCAAACUAAUCAGGGCGCUGCUAUCUGGAUUGGCACCAUAGAGCCGCGGAACACAGAGGCACAGUUAUCGCUUCUGCUGCUGCCUCUCCCUCUCUUUCAGAGAUCUGUGCUCACACAUGGAGGCACAGUUAUAUUCCAUGAUGACUGAAAACUAUAUCCUAACAAUGUAAUAUCAGUGCACUCAGACAAACUGGGUAUUUGUAUGCAGAGCGUAUAAAUCGAACCCCAUGUUACAUGCGUUGCAUUAUGAUUUCCUCACCCCGAGUGAUGGUGACAUUGCCAACAUGUCACAAUCACAGACGUUGCCUUAUUUGUGUCAGUUGUCCCAGGGUACAGGCUAGCGUGAAACAUUUUGAGAGAGAUUGUUGGUGAAAACAGGUGUGUCUGUCCAUGGAAUACAGGCAACACGGCUGUUUCUUAGAAAUGUAACUAGUGAAAGAGAGACCAUGAUGAUGGUGAAGGUAGCAGAAACACGAAAUCACUGGAUUUUAGAGAACAGGGGUCAGUAAUUUGCUAAGACUUGGACACAUAUUGUAAAGUGAUAUAUGUAUAUAUAUAAAGAGUCUGCUUACUAUGGCGGCUGCUCUAGUCUGUGUCUUACUAACGGUGGGCUAUUCUACCAGUAGUCCUAUGGUUUGUGGCUUGCUGCUGAGCAUCAGCCACAAUCACUGGCCUUUCCAUCAACCAUUUGUGUCUAACUUCACUCUAGUAAAGGAGAUUGGGAUGGGCAAAAGGAACUGGAGAUGUAACACUCUGGUACACUUACCAGUACAGGCUGGUUGUAGAGCCGAAUCUUGUAUCUCACCACUAGAGGGUGCUCUAUCUAUACAUUCAUCCUGCUGUCUAUUUAGCUCUAUGGUCUCGAGUCCUGCAGUUUUUGCCACUUGGAAUGUUAAAGGCCCAGUGCAGUCAAAGUGUGAUAUUCCUGUGUUUUAUACAGUUGAAGUUGGAAGUUUACAUACACUUGGGUUGGAGUCAUUACAACUAGUUUUUCAACCAUUCCACAAAUUUGUU
Oncorhynchus mykiss (rainbow trout) is the source of this 3699-nucleotide messenger RNA. RefSeq names its product failed axon connections homolog, metaxin like GST domain containing b (gene faxcb). Lineage: Eukaryota; Metazoa; Chordata; Actinopteri; Salmoniformes; Salmonidae. The record is from RefSeq and is a predicted model, not a curated record. Gene Ontology annotation, cellular component: cytoplasm.